AUGGCUAAAUCUAUACGUGCAUCUUCCCAUCUAAAUGCCAAGGCUAUCAAACGUAAAGGUGUUUUCCAAAAAACUGUCGAUGCCAGAGCUGCUAGAGUGGCCGAGAAGUUGAAGAACGAUUUGUUGAAGCAGAAGCUCGAUGACUUGAAAGCCAAGAACAACGGUAUGGAAGUGGACGAGGAGACCCUGCUGCAACAGGAGAGACUGCAGAAGGAAGAAAAACUAGAAUCUGGCGAGGACUCAGAAAAGAAAGUCAGUACCUCUGGCUGGAGAGACGCUAGACACCAUAAUUACAAGAAGGCAAGGUUACAAAAAAAUAAGAAUAAGAAGGGUUCAUUCACCAAGUUUUAA
Messenger RNA from Kluyveromyces lactis, 351 nucleotides. RefSeq lists its product as uncharacterized. The record is from RefSeq and is a predicted model, not a curated record. Gene Ontology annotation, cellular component: preribosome, large subunit precursor. NCBI's taxonomy places the organism in Eukaryota, Fungi, Ascomycota, Saccharomycetes, Saccharomycetales, Saccharomycetaceae. Bases 1 to 351 code for a protein of 116 amino acids. The transcript has a single exon.